Molecule: messenger RNA, 861 nt
Organism: Rotaria sordida
Lineage: Eukaryota; Metazoa; Rotifera; Eurotatoria; Philodinida; Philodinidae
Source: the annotation of a GenBank genome assembly
AUGGAUAUUGAUUUCGAACCGUUAUCAUCAAUAGCCGGUAUGUCAAGUUUAGAUGAAGAUCUAAUGGAAAGAUUACGUUCAAUAACAACUUGUAAUCGUGAAGAUUUAAUUGCACAAUUUCGUUCGACAACAAAUGCUAUGUUAACAGAUGAUGGUUGUAGAUUUUUUCUUGACAUGAGUAAUUGGAAUUUAAAUGAAGCUAUACUUGCUUAUUAUGAUGCUGAAAUGCCAACAGAUAAAAUUCCUCAAAUGCGAUUUAUUGCUGAUGUUACUGUUGGAGAAGGUGAAGCUAUUCCACCUAAUACACGAUUUAUUAAAACUUGGCGAGUUGAAAAUUCUGGUAAUGAACGAUGGCCAAAUAAUUGUUCAUUACGUUUUGUUAAUGGUGAUCGUUUACAAGAUCAAGAUGAAAUCUAUGUUAAUUCAUUAGCACCUGGUGAACAAACAAAUAUUUCAGUUAAUAUAACAAGUUCAAAUGUAUUACGUAUAAUUAGAUCACAAUGGCGAUUAUUUACAUCAGCUGGUGUACCAUUCGGAGAUCCUAUUUGGUUAAUUGCCAGUGUUGAAGAAGGAGGAAUAAUGGGUAUUACACAACAACUUGAACAAUGUCAUUCACUUGGUAUGAAUAUUAAUUAUCCAUCAUAUAUCAAUAAUUCAAUGAGUAUACAAUCAUCGUCUCUAAAUCCAUUGCAAUCUACUCGAUAUGUCGCAUCUAGUUCAAAUCCAAAUAUACCAAAUGGAACAGAAUGGAUCAAUUAUUCACUUGAAUAUUCUCAAACAAAUAAUAUCAAUCAUCCAUCAUUAGACCCUUCAGCAUCAUCAAAUGGAAGAAUAGAUGAUAAUGCUUUUGAUACAUUUUAA